Drosophila hydei is the source of this 4512-nucleotide messenger RNA. It is a transcript of the gene scny, whose product is annotated as ubiquitin carboxyl-terminal hydrolase 36. Gene Ontology annotation, biological process: protein deubiquitination; regulation of apoptotic process. The record is from RefSeq and is a predicted model, not a curated record. Lineage: Eukaryota; Metazoa; Arthropoda; Insecta; Diptera; Drosophilidae. Gene Ontology annotation, cellular component: nucleus; cytosol. Bases 805 to 4197 code for a protein of 1130 amino acids. The transcript is spliced from 4 exons. Gene Ontology annotation, molecular function: cysteine-type endopeptidase activity; cysteine-type deubiquitinase activity.
GACAGUCUCGUUUAGCGAACAGAGAUGCGAAAGAGAAUCGACAGUCGGAAGAAACACGAGGGAAGGAAUUGUCAUUAUUUUUCUAAAAUCAACUUUUCGCUCGCAAAAUAUGCAAACGCAACUGAUAAUAUCGUAAUGUGUAGUUUGCAAAUAAAUUACGACGGUCGUUUUCGUGUUUCCUAGCUGGCAUUCAACAGAAUUACGGAGCUAAUAGCAUAAAGCGAAAAAAGCGUGUGUAAUUGUGUUAGUGUGCGUGCGUCGGUUUAGCUGGUUGGUGUGUUGGCCGAAAGCAGUGAAACGAAAACUGAAGACGAAAAAAAAAAUAAGAAAAAGAACAAAAAGAAGUACCUUGUAGUCGCGCGGGCAACGAACGUUCACCGUUAUUGAAGGACGACGAGCAGUCGCUGAACGGACGCUGGCAGCGGCAGCCAUAAGAAAAACGUGUAGUCGACCGGGCGGAGGAUCUCGAAGAUUGCGCAAAUGUACAACAGCUAGCUGUAAAGCGUGUGCGCGCGUGUGUGCUGUGUGCGUGUGUGUGUUGGUGCGUGUCUGGAUUCGAGUCCGCGCAACACGCCCGCCUACGCCACAUAACAACAACAACAACAAAACGAAUCGAAUGCUUUCAUUUCCUUUUCGCCACUCCCCCCAUUGUCCCGCUGCAAGCGAUUUAAUUUAACGCGCUAUUGCCUACUCCCACCAUACAACCCCGCCCAACCUAACUUGACGUCCAUUAUCAGAGUUUCGAGGGAGCGCAGCGUAAAAUCCUCCAAAAUUCCUCCACAAACACCUACCAGUGCGAGCGCCAUGCCCGUCUCGUUGGCUGUGUGCGAAACAGCAAAUGUCGUGAAUGCCGCUUUGCGCGAAUCGCUUGGCGGCGGCUGCGUUGCAGCGGCCGCAGCUGGUCGAUCCGGUUCCGGCUCUGGUUCCAAUUCCGCUGCUGCUGCUGCUUCUGCCGAUGAAGCCAAAAUUGGUGAUGCUUCUACCACGGAUAACUUGCAGAGUCAAAUUGUGGCCAAUGCUAAGCGCAUAUUGCUGGCCAAAAUCGAAUACGAAGAGGUGGAGAAUUACCAUGAAUCUGUGUUGGCCAAACUCAAAACAAAAUACAUUGUCAUAAAGCCGGAUAACAAUAUAGUUGCCAACUGUAGUUACAAAACUAACGGUAGUAACGCUGGUAAAGCGCUCAGCUCCAACGGGCAUGACAAUACUAAUGGUGUGAACGGCAGCAGUGCUGCCACUGUGAAUGGCAAUCGUAAACAGACAGUGGAUCAGUCCAAUCAGAGUUCCACAACGAAUCCCAAUGAAUUGCCUAAGCCCAAACGGGUGCUGUACCCACGCGAGAACAUCCGCAUCGGAUGGAAGCAGUCGGAGAGGAAGUGGCAAGUGGGGUCUGGAAUGCUGAAUGUAGGCAAUACGUGUUACCUCAAUUCGACGCUGCAGGCUCUCUUCCACAUACCAGCGCUGGCUAAUUGGCUCGUCUCGGAGACGUCUCAUUUGGAGAACUGCAAUAUUAGUGAGUCUUGUGGUGGCGGUGGCUGCAUUAUCUGUGCGAUGGCCAAGACAUUGCAGACAACACAAUCCAAUCAAUCGGCCGUUCGACCAUUUCUCAUCUACACAAAGCUAAGGCAAAUAUGCAAACACAUGGUCGUUGGCCGACAGGAGGAUGCCCAUGAGUUUUUACGCUUCCUGGUCGAAGCCAUGGAGAAAGCGUAUUUGAUGCGAUUUCGCAAUUACAAAGAACUUGAUCAGCUGGUGAAAGAGACGACACCGUUGAGUCAAAUCUUUGGUGGCUAUUUGCGUAGCGAGGUGCGCUGCCUUAGUUGCAGUCAUGUCUCGAUUACGUUUCAACAUUUCCAAGAUCUGUUGCUGGACAUACGCAAGGCGGAUACCCUGGAGGAGGCCUUCGAUGGAUACUUUUCACGUGAGCGUCUCGAAGACAUGGGCUACAAGUGCGAGGGCUGCAAGAAAAAGGUCUCUGCUACUAAACAAUUUAGCUUGGAGCGUGCUCCAAUUACGCUCUGUAUUCAACUGAAGCGCUUCUCGAUGAUGGGCAAUAAGCUGACCAAACAGAUUAGCUUCAAGCCACGCAUAGACCUCAGCCGAUUCGCAGCACGCAGCCCAACGGCAGCAAACCAGCCUUUGAGCUAUCGUCUUGUAUCUAUGGUCACACACUUGGGCGUCUCUCAGCAUUGUGGUCAUUACACGGCCAUAGGGCUUACGGAGGCAGGAAGCUAUUACAACUUCGAUGACAGCUAUGUCAGACCUAUUGCAAUGCAAAGUGUCUGCAAUACGAAUGCGUACAUCAUGUUCUACGAGUUAGACGUAGCCAGUAGCUGUAUUAAUAACAUCAGCAACUGUAAUACUACUGUACCCAAGCUGAACGGGCUGCGUCUCACCAAUGGACAGCAUAGCCCGGCGGCAGCUACUGUGGCUGUGGCAGCCACGGCCACAUCAACAUCCGCCUCUGCUGUGUCUCCGCGUUUCAUUGGACCACAAUUACCUAAUGGAUAUGCCAAUAACAACGGGCAUGCACUUGGAGGUGCAAAGACUUCAAUUCAGUUCAAGUCUACGCCACAGAAGCAGACACAACAGCAGCCGCACCAGCAACAAAAUGGUCUUCUAAUUGGGGCCAAUAAAUUUCAGGAGUCUGCGCAAUCGAAGCAUUCACUGGUUGGGGCAUUGCAUAAGGGAGACACUGCUGCAAAUGCAAAUUCAAAUGCAAAUUCUAAUAAAAGUUCCUGCAACAACAAUUUAACAACCAAUAGCCAAAACCAGCAACAACAUAUUCUGCCAAUAUCAUCCGAUGAGGAGGAUGAGGAGGAGGACAGUGACGAUGAUGUUGAUGUGAAAGCCAACACAGCGCCACAGCUGCCGAGCAUGCCCAAAAUGUUUGAAGAUAACGAGAAUGUUGCCCAAACUGCCAAGUUGAAGCCAAAGACGCCACUCAAGAGCCUGGUGCCGUAUGAGUCCGCCUCUGAGGAGGAACAGGAUCAACAGCAACACCAUCUGCUAGUGCCACAGCAACAGGCAGCUAAUCCACGCAAGCGACGCAGUGGCGCUGAUUCUAGUGAAUCAGAGGACGAAACACCAUCAAUUCUGCGUAAUGGACAUGCCAACACCAACUGCAACAGCAACAGCAAAUCCAAGUCCGCCUCAAACGCCUCGUCGGCCAAUGUUAACAGCAACAAACAAAAGACUGAUGCCAUAGACGAGAUAUUUAAAAGUUUAAACAACUACAAAAACAAACACAGAGCCACAACAGUAGUAGAUUCAACUGCUAAUGACGACGAGGAUGAGGAUGAGCAGCAGCAGGUCACAAAAAAGCUAAGCAACUCCUCCAGUUUGAUCAGCAACAAUGGCUGGCAGUCACAAAAUGGCAAAGCGCCACCUUCGCCAAAGACGCCGCCUUCACCAGCAGUGAUCAAAUCCAAGACUGGCAUUUGGCAGAUAACGCGCACUGAUGAUAACGAUGAUGAUGAUGAUGAGGAUGAGGAUGAUGAUGCUGAUGCUGAUCAGGACGAAGACGAUGAAGUCAUUGUUGUGGAAGAACAAACACCGAGCGCCACGGCUAAAAAUCUUAAUAAUCCAUUUGCCGUCAGCAAAGCGACAGCAGCAGAUGCCACACCUGGAGCUAAGCGCCAAAAACUGCUAAAUGGUAGUGCCAAGGCGCCGCAGACGCCGCGCAUCGGUAAUGGCUAUCAAAGUGAGACUAUGGCCAAUGGCAAUGCAGUCAAUGAGCUGUUAAAGCAGACCCAUCGUGGUUAUGGCAGUUCAGUGCUCAGUUGGAAUGGCAAACCCUCGGAGCUGGACAAGGAGUUGCUGGCAGAGGCACGCGAGCAGCGGAAGCGUGAUGCGGAAGAUGACGAGGAGAAUGAAAUGGAUCGGGGACGUCAGCGCAAGGUUAAAUCGGCGUCGGUCAAAUGUAAUAAUGGCACCCCCGGCUACAAUCCAUUCCAGGAGUUUGAGAGCCAGAAGCGCUGGAACGGAAACAAGUCUGGCUCUUUUCCCCGCUUCUAUCAAAAUUAUCGACAGAAUUUUCAGCAGCGCAAUAAAUUUAAAUACAAUCGAUUUGGCGGCGGUGGCGCCAAGUUUCAACAGCAGCGUGCCUUGCAGCGUCAUCUGGCGUCUGGCGGCGGUUUCACGCGCCGCCAACACCAAUCGACAGGCCAUCAACAACAACAGCAGCAGCAACAAUCGUAACUGGACGUUGAGCAAUGCGUCCCAUUAGUUGUUGCUGCUGUGGCCGUUGCCCAGCAGGUGGCAAACGGGUUCGCUUGGAUUUUACACGAGUUUUGUAAACAUUUUUUAACUGCUGAUGCAUAUAUUAGGACUAGGACAUGUAAGCUAUAAGCUAGAGCAACCUCUACCAAGUUUAAUUUGUAAACGUGUUUGGCAUUUUAUUUAUUGUGUUUAUUUUUAAAUGAGAAUUUUGGAAUAUACAUGAUUUAAACAUGAUGUCGCGGGGGGCUGUAAACAUUUUCAAAAAGUGUUGCUACCCCACAAAAAAAAAAAAAA